This is a messenger RNA of Saimiri boliviensis boliviensis (Bolivian squirrel monkey), 1238 nucleotides long. RefSeq names its product fibrinogen like 1 (gene FGL1). Lineage: Eukaryota; Metazoa; Chordata; Mammalia; Primates; Cebidae. Gene Ontology annotation, molecular function: extracellular matrix structural constituent; protein-macromolecule adaptor activity. Gene Ontology annotation, cellular component: fibrinogen complex. The record is from RefSeq and is a predicted model, not a curated record. Gene Ontology annotation, biological process: fibrinolysis; blood coagulation, common pathway; platelet aggregation.
ACAAAUUCUGAAUGCAGUUAGAGGAUACUGGAAAGCAGGGUGUCUGGACGGAGCCUGAGCUGGAUCUCUGACUCAUUUCUGACUUUAGUUUUUUCAAGGGGGAACAUGGCAAAGAUGUUCAGUUUCAUCCUUGUCGCCACCGCUCUGAUAAUGGGCAAGGAAAGCUGGGCACUUGAGGACUGUGCCCAGGAGCAGGCUCGGCUCAGAGCCCAGGUGCGCCUGCUUGAGACCCGGGUCAAACAGCAGCAGGUCAAGAUCACGCAUCUUUUGCAGGAGAAGGAAGUCCAGAUGCUUGAUAAAGGAGAAGAGAGUAGUGUCGUUCACACUGGAGGCAAGAGGCAGUAUGCAGAUUGUUCAGAGGUUUUCAAUGAUGGGUAUAAGCUCAGUGGAUUCUACAAAAUCAAACCUCUCCAGAGCCCAGCAGAAUUUUCUGUUUAUUGUGACAUGUCCGAUGGAGGAGGAUGGACUGUAAUUCAGAGACGAUCUGAUGGCAGUGAAAACUUUAACAGAGGAUGGAAUGACUAUGAAAAUGGCUUUGGAAAUUUUGUCCAAAAACAUGGUGAAUAUUGGCUGGGCAAUAAAAAUCUUCAUUUAUUGACCACUCAAGAAGACUACACUUUAAAAAUCGACCUUGAAGAUUUUGAAAAAAAUAGCCGUUAUGCACAAUAUAAGAAUUUCAAAGUCGGAGAUGAAAAGAAUUUAUAUGAGUUGAAUAUUGGGGAAUAUUCUGGAACAGCUGGAGAUUCCCUUGCGGGAAAUUUUCAUCCUGAGGUGGAGUGGUGGGCUAGUCACCAAAGAAUGAAAUUCAGCACAUGGGACAGAGAUCAUGACAACUACGAAGGGAACUGCGCAGAAGAAGAUCAGGGUGGCUGGUGGUUUAACAGGUGUCACUCUGCAAACCUGAAUGGGUUUUACUACAGCGGCCCCUACACGGCUAAAACAGACAAUGGGAUUGUCUGGUACACCUGGCAUGGGUGGUGGUAUUCUCUGAAAUCUGUGGUUAUGAAAAUUAGGCCAAAUGAUUUUAUUGCUAAUGUAGUUUAAUCGUUCCUGCUGGGCUUUUAUUUCUGCAGUUCAGCUUUUGUUUAAAGUGAUUUGAAAAACAGUAAUUCUGAGCAUACGCAGAACUGUUGUUGAGCACUGCUUUUCACCCUUCUUACUUGCCUUUGUUACUUAAUGUACUUUCGGUACAGCAGAUAUGCAAUAUUCAACAAAUAAAUGUAAAUCGUGUUACCAUU